Molecule: messenger RNA, 1503 nt
Organism: Hyaloperonospora brassicae
Lineage: Eukaryota; Oomycota; Peronosporomycetes; Peronosporales; Peronosporaceae
Source: the annotation of a GenBank genome assembly
AUGCUCGCUCGUCAGGCCCUCAAGCAGCUGCGCUCGUCGUCGUCCGCAUCGACGAACCGCAGCUUCGCCGUGCUGACCGUCGAUACGAUUAACCCCAACAUUGUCAAGGCCGAGUACGCCGUGCGCGGUGCACUGGUGCUGCGCUCGAACGAGUACGUGAGUCAAUUGGCUCGUGGCGACACGUCGCUGCCCUUUGAUAAGGUCAUUCCGUGCAACAUCGGGAACCCCCAAGUGCUCAAGCAAGAGCCGAUCGAGUUCCACCGUCAAGUGCUCGCGCUCGUCAAUGUCCCGGGUCUCGUCGAAAAGCCCGAGGCACAGAAGCUCUUUCAACCAGACGCCAUCGCUCGUGCCAAGUUCUACAUUGACAAUAUUGCGGGCGGAACGGGUGCGUACGGACACAGUAAAGGCUCUGCGGUUGUGCGGGAAGAGGUCGCACGCUUUCUUCAGCGUCGCGACGGCCACUCUGCUGACCCAGAAGACAUUUACCUCACAGACGGUGCGAGUCCAGCAGUGCAGAACUCGCUGCUGGCUCUGAUCCGCAACAGCAACGACGCGAUUUUGGCGCCCAUUCCGCAGUACCCAUUGUACUCGGCAGCUAUUGCCAUCAAUGGAGGCACGUUGGUCGGGUACUACCUGGACGAAGCCAACACGUGGGGCCUGGACGUGACGGAACUGGCGCGGGCUGUGAAGGAAGCUCGGGAUGCAGGCAAGACUGUGCGUGCGAUGGCUGUGAUCAACCCUGGCAACCCAACGGGUCAGUGCUUGACGGUGGCGAAUAUUGAGGCGAUCAUCAAGUUUUGCAAACAGGAGAACAUCUUGAUCAUGGCGGACGAGGUGUACCAGGAGAACGUGUACGCAGAGGGCAAGAAGUUCCUAUCGUUCAAGAAGGUGCUGCGUGACAUGGGCAACGCUUAUGACGACGUGGAGCUCAUUUCGUUCCACUCGACGUCCAAGGGGUUCACUGGCGAGUGCGGUCGCCGUGGUGGCUACAUGGAGUUGGUGAACAUUGAUGCGGGCGUGAAGGACCAGUUCUACAAGCUCAUGUCGGUGAACCUGUGUUCGAACAUUGAGGGCCAGUUGAUGGUGGGAAUGAUGACGAACCCGCCGCAGCCCGGCGACGCGUCGUACGAGCGGUACGCCGAGCAGCGCGAUGGCAUUCUUGGGUCGCUUAAGCGCCGUGCCGUGAAGAUCGUCAAGGCCUUCAACGAGCUGGAGGGCGUCACGUGUAACGAGACCGAGGGUGCGAUGUACACGUUUCCCAAGAUCACGCUUCCAGUCCAGGCCGUUGAGGCUGCCAAGGAUGCAGGCAUGGCGCCUGACGCGUUCUACUGCAUGCAGAUGCUGGAUAGCACGGGGAUCGUGGUCGUACCUGGCUCGGGCUUUGGCCAGAAAGAGGGUACGUGGCACUUUCGCUCAACGAUUUUGCCGCCCGAGGAGGCCGUGGACGAGGUGAUUGCGAAGACAUCCAAGUUCCACGCCGAGUUCAUGGACAAGUACCGGUAG